Messenger RNA from Lagenorhynchus albirostris (white-beaked dolphin), 2248 nucleotides. RefSeq names its product bridging integrator 2 (gene BIN2). NCBI's taxonomy places the organism in Eukaryota, Metazoa, Chordata, Mammalia, Artiodactyla, Delphinidae. Bases 1 to 1617 code for a protein of 538 amino acids. Gene Ontology annotation, molecular function: phospholipid binding; protein binding. The transcript is spliced from 12 exons. The record is from RefSeq and is a predicted model, not a curated record. Gene Ontology annotation, cellular component: cytoplasm; phagocytic cup; plasma membrane. Gene Ontology annotation, biological process: podosome assembly; plasma membrane tubulation; phagocytosis, engulfment.
AUGGCCGAGGGCAGGGCGAGCGGCGCCGCCGGCCUCUUCGCCAAGCAGGUGCAGAAGAAGUUCAGCAGGGCCCAGGAGAAGGUACUGCAGAAGUUGGGGAAAACUGUGGAAACCAAAGAUGAACGGUUUGAACAAAAUGCCAAUAACUUCUACCAACAACAGGCGGAAGGCCACAAGCUAUACAAGGACCUGAAGAACUUCCUCAGUGCAGUCAAAGUGAUGCAUGAAAGUUCAAAGAGAGUGUCAGAAACCCUGCAGGAGAUCUACAGCAGCAAGUGGGAUGGUCAUGAGGAGCUGAAGGCCAUCGUAGCGAAUAAUGAUCUCCUUUGGGAAGACUAUGAAGAGAAACUAGCUGACCAGGCUUUAAGGACCAUGGAAAACUAUGUAGCCCAAUUCAGCGAGAUUAAGGAAAGAAUUGCCAAACGGGGCCGGAAACUCGUGGACUAUGACAGUGCCCGACACCACCUGGAGGCAGUACAGAAUGCCAAGAAGAAAGAUGAGGCCAAGACUGCCAAGGCAGAGGAAGAGUUCAACAAAGCCCAGGUUGUAUUUGAAGAUCUGAACCAGGAACUACUAGAGGAGCUGCCUGUUCUUUAUAAUAGUCGUAUUGGCUGUUAUGUGACCAUCUUCCAAAACAUUUCCAACUUGAGAGACGUCUUCUACAGGGAAAUGAGCAAGCUGAACCACAACCUGUACGAGGUGAUGAGCAAACUGGAGAAGCAACAUUCCGACAAAGUCUUUGUGGUGAAGGGACUCUCAAGCAGCAGCAGACGCUCUCUAGUCAUCUCUCCCCCAGUUCGAACAUCUACAGUCUCCAGCCCUCUUACCUCACCUACCAGUCCCUCUGCGCUUUCCUUGAAGAGUGAGAAGGACUCCACCUCAGCAAGUGAGGAAGAGCUGGCAUCUGAUCCAGCCCAGGGAGAAGACAACUCCGAGAUUAAAAAAGAGCCCUUAACAGACAAGGAAAUAGAGGAGGAGGCUGAAGCAAGCUCCUCUGAGGAGGAAGAGCCUCUGCUAGCUUUCAACGGCCCCUCCCAGCCCCAGCCCUCACCCACCGCUGAGGGUGGAGAGUCCCAGGAGGAAAUUCUCCCUUGCUCCCCAGCUCCAUCACCAGGCAGAGCUCUGAUCCCUUCAGAGCAGGCCGCACCUUUCCCAGAAGUAGUCCUCCGAACCCGCACCUCAAGCGAAGGAUCUGAACAGCCAAAGAGAGCCUCUGUGCAGAGGGCCUCAGCACCGCCCGGUAGGCCUCCUCCACCCAGAGCCACUCCCAGCCCCAGGUCCUCCUUAGGGAACAUGCCCUCCAGCCCUCCAGCCUCUGAACCGAGUUCACCCACCAGCCCUAGGGCCUCCUUGGGGGCUGAGACUCCAAGUCCUAGGGCCUCCUUAGAGGCCUCUCCUGAUCCACAGCCACCAGAGAAGCCGGCAAGAACUCCUGAGGUCGGAGAGAAGGAAAACACCGAUAAUCUGAACCCAGAAGAGCUUCGUACUGCCCCAGCCUUGAUGAUCUGUCAGAACCAAGGUCCUCAGCUUCAUGUCUCUGCAGUUCCAGAAGAGAGCAGCGUCAUAGCACCCGAGCCUCAAGAAGAGGUGUCUACCAUUCAAAAUGCACAACUCUGAAGAGGAACUGCCAAGACCUCCCCACACACACCUCCCCAGAAAGGCCCCUCAGCUAGAGGAUAUAAGUCAGAGGGACUUAAGAUCCGGCAUUCAUUUGUGGUUUCUCAAACUAUGAAUGCUGGCGGUCUCUAAAGACCUAGCAUAAUGGAAGCUGAGGAGCAGACUUAGGGGAGGCAGGGAGGCAGUCUUGGGAGAAGAGACUGUUAGACUUGGAAUAUUUAACUCAGGUUUUAGCAUUGUUAGAAUAAUAAGACUUUAUAUACUAAUGAAGUGGGGCUAAAAUGACUAUAAAAAGCAAAAGCAUCUGUAGACAUAGACAUUUGUCCACCCACAGGCAUAUAACCACACAUACUCAGAGAAUAGUGAACAGAUCUUUUUUUUUUUUUUUUUUGCGGUACGCGGGCCUCUCACUGUUGUAGCCUCUCCCGUUGCGGAGCACAGGCUCCGGACGCGCAGGCUCAGCGGCCAUGGCUCACUGGCCCAGCCGCUCCGCGGCAUGUGGGAUCUUCCCGAACUGGGGCACGAACCCGUGUCCCCUGCAUCGGCAGGCGGACUCUCAACCACUGCGCCAUCAGGGAAGCCCGUGAACAGAUCUUUGAUUUACCACUCAUUUUGCAAGACUUAAAACCAA